Molecule: messenger RNA, 4074 nt
Organism: Epinephelus fuscoguttatus (brown-marbled grouper)
Lineage: Eukaryota; Metazoa; Chordata; Actinopteri; Perciformes; Serranidae
Gene: nr2f2
Product: nuclear receptor subfamily 2, group F, member 2
Exons: 3
Coding region: 3209-4048 (279 amino acids)
Biological process (GO): anatomical structure development; negative regulation of transcription by RNA polymerase II; cell differentiation
Molecular function (GO): RNA polymerase II cis-regulatory region sequence-specific DNA binding; zinc ion binding; retinoic acid binding
Source: RefSeq, a predicted model, not a curated record
AGUAGUUCCUGAGGGUUAGAGAGCACUUAUCACACAAUUCCCCACACCCAGACUUUCCCAGCGAGUCCUUGGAGUUAAACCAUUGACCUUCUGGUCACUGCUACUACAAUGCUGCUGCUGCCUCAAGUAAUGAUCACGCAUGCUCCAUCAGUGCAGUCUUUAGCAGCCAAAACAACACAUCAUUUACCAUUUCUCAUCUCAUCUCUCCAUUCUACACUUCUGAUCACUUUAACAGCCGCAAUUCAGACAACCAGCAUUUACAAAUACAUUAAGAGCAUGCUGGCAGUCAGCCUAAAGAGUGAUCAUUGAGACAAAUUGAUCCCUAUCUGUUUAAAUUGGCACUAUAAUCUAUCAUUGGCAAAUUGAACACAGUGAGCUAUCUGGGAUCUAUUGCCUUUUUAGAUAGCGGCCCUUGGGGCAUGCAGACAGAGAGAAAGUGAUCUACGCCACUGAAUGAACUCUUUAUGUCUCAUCUCAGACAUGUAUGUCUGCUUACACUGAAGCAUACAAAGAUAAAUGUUAUACACCUUUUUCCUCAUAAAUGCCUCCAUAUAACUUACAUGUGCAUGCAUACAGUCAAAACGCAUACAUACACACACCAUAUCUACAAUGAGGGGGUGUUAAUUGUGAUAAUGGAAUGCAAUUUUCUGUAAUUACAUAUUAUUAAGAAGCCAAAAAGACCAAAACAUAAUUUAAAGGACAAGUUUUGUCAUUAAAGUCUGUAAAAGCUUAAGAGUCACCUCUGCAAGCACGGAGAAAGAAGGUAAGGUGAAUUAAAACACACUAUAUGCUGUAAGAAUUGCACACAUAUAUAUAAAAAAUUAUCUCAAAAUAUCCCUACUCUUGAGUUCAUUAUUUUAUGCCCACACAAUUAUGAAAUCUUUUAUAAAAUUAAAAUUUUAAUACUAAAAUAUAGACGAUUUAGCUCACGUUUUGCUUAUAUUUCUUCCCAAAGUAACUUCUUGAAACUUUAAUUAUGUCAGCAAAUAUUCUUCACCUAAAUGAAGCCAAAUGUGCACGCACACAUUUGGCUAAUUGGCCUUUUUUCCCCCUUUUUUAUUUAUUAUUUUUGCAUAUAAGCAACAUAAAAAACAAGCUGUGCUAUAAAGAGACAAGAGACAGUCCUUACCAGAGGGCACUGAUUGAUAUUAUGCAAUGCAGCAGAUAAAACUGACAUAUGGGGCACAGCCACCAUCAAUCAAGUGAUCUUUAUCAAGCAGGAAACAAACCAUAUUUGGCUGCUAAAGAGACUUCUGAAUAUUAAAAGUUGCUGAAACCUGUUGCCUGUUAACAAGUAAACCAUCUUUUGUGUUAUGUGAAAUUAAUUCCUGCGUUUUUAAUAUUUUAUGUUAAUUUAAAUUGAGUCAAUUAUCGAGACUGUUUCUCACCCUUUUUUAAAAAAUAUUUAAGUGGGACAAUUUAUUUUCUGUCCUGAUUCCACUGUCAUCUAAUUCAAUCAGACUCUUGAAGUUGAUUUGCCUGGUUAACAUUUGCUCCUGCGUGGGUCUGCAGGGGUUAAUCAGGCCGGGAACUUGGAGACCUCCGGGUCAGUAUCCCCCCUAUCUUCCAUGAAGGACUUGGUGACGGCAGAGAUGAGAUUAAAGUCAACUUUCAUCCCAGUUUUUGACUUUUUACGCAAGUGUGAGAGAGAUGUCUUGCCAUCAGAGGAACCAUCAUUUUCUUGACUUUAUCUAUGCAAAUGAUUUUUAAAAGAAUUUAAAUUAUUAUAAUUUUUUUAACCCUACUCACGCCGAUAGCUGCAUAGUUGUCGCCUAUAAUCUGUUGCCUCUACCCCUGUUUUGACCAGUGCGCGCGUCCUGCCAUAUAAGAAGAAUUACCAAUCGCAGUGCACGUGUCAGUUUUAACCUGAUACAUGAGUGAAAGCUUUCUCUUUGCACGCCCGUAAAUCUCAACUAUUAUCUACUCACUAUCGAUUAAUUUAACUGCACUUAUCCCAAUCAGCACAUCUCCACUCCUGUGUUCCAGAGCGUGUGCUUUGUUUUACUAACAAUAAUAAAGUGAUUUAGUCCUUUCUCCCAGCCGGUGCAUGGGAAAUCGUUAAAGAUCCAGCUAUUUGUGUGUGAUCAGUAAAUAUUUAGUGCAGGCGACAUCCUCUGUCUCGUCUUAAUCGAUACUGCUCCCGUUGGGCAGCGCUAUUGUUGUGCGCACGCAGGCUUGCUGAGCAUAUAGUGCUUUUAUCCUCUGCUUGAAGGGGAGAACAACUACUAAUCACACAGAGGAAACUUUUAAACCCGGGAAAUAAAAAACUGCAGCACAAGACUUUCGGAGGGGAGGGGGGUGUUUAAUAGCAAAUCAAUUGUGUUGGUGUGGAAAUGUUUAAAAAAAAAAAAAAAAAAAGGUGUUCAAUUUUUCAACCCAGUAUAGAUUUACGCGAGGUUAAUUGAGGCUAUUAUCAUUUCAUUAUAUAGGCCUGUGUAUUCUCUGCGUAAUGUAUAAUUGCUGGAGGUGUAGCUGUGAAAAAAGAGAGGUAUGUUGUUAUUUAUUUACACGCUUGUGUCUUUAUUUUGUAUAAUGUAGAUGCACCAAUUUUACAUUAUAAUUAUUAAUAUUAAUUAAAGCCAAUUAAUGAUGAUAAUGAUUAUAAUAAUAUCACAAUAGUCACUGGUGUUUUAGUUGGUGGGUGGUUAUUUGAAAAUUAAAAUUAAAAUCAAGCCAGAUUUUAAUUGCAGCUCUAAUCACAUGUCUUAUUGCAUCUUAAGUUGCAAUCUCCAUAUAAUUUGUAAUAUGCAGAAUGUCUCAAUGCAUUGCUCGCCACACUUAAAGACAGGUGUCUGUUCUGACUUCACCCCCUCCCUCUCUCCUCAGUUAGCCCACACAAAGCAGCGGCGUACGAGCGCGUUUUGGCCAUAUUACUGUAGGAGAGAAAAGGCGCACAGGAUCUCUGCUUUGCUGUGAAAGCCUACUUGUCAUUUCCAGAGGCAAGUCAAAUGAUAUUCAGCUCGGGAAGACACCUUCAACGUUAUAUUUCCAAACUGCUCGCUCAACAGCAACACAUUGACGUGAAUCAGUUGGGUUUGUUCCGGCUCUCCAAAGUUUUCGCAUGAUCAGACAUUUGCAAAUUUUCCAAUAAACAGCGUGCCUUUUUUGUGUUUGAUCCCGGGUCUGUUGGAGAGGAAGCUUUGCCAGUUUCAUUCUGAGCACUGUGUCGAAAAAGAGAAGACAAAAUAUAUUCUGAAUAAGAGAGAAGAUGCAUCCCGCUACGGACGAAGCAACAUAUGCAUUUGCCGUGCAAAGGGGACGGGUGCCACCCACACAGCCACACCACGGUCAGUUCGCCUUGACAAAUGGAGACCCACUGCACUGCCAUUCCUACUUAUCCGGAUAUAUCUCUCUUCUGUUGAGAGCGGAGCCCUACCCGACGUCCCGGUAUGGCAGUCAGUGCAUGCAACCCAACAACAUAAUGGGCAUCGAGAACAUUUGUGAACUAGCAGCCAGGAUGCUCUUCAGCGCCGUGGAGUGGGCCAGGAAUAUUCCCUUCUUUCCAGACCUUCAGAUCACAGACCAGGUGGCUCUGCUGAGGUUGACGUGGAGUGAGUUAUUUGUGCUCAACGCCGCGCAGUGCUCCAUGCCCCUGCAUGUGGCUCCUCUCCUGGCGGCGGCUGGCCUUCACGCCUCCCCCAUGUCCGCGGACAGAGUGGUGGCCUUUAUGGACCACAUUAGGAUCUUUCAAGAACAAGUGGAAAAGCUCAAAGCUUUGCACGUUGACUCUGCUGAAUAUAGCUGCUUAAAGGCAAUUGUGCUCUUCACCACAGAUGCUUGUGGCCUCUCAGAUGUGGCCCAUGUGGAAAGUUUGCAGGAGAAGUCCCAGUGCGCCCUGGAGGAAUAUGUCCGGAGCCAGUAUCCCAACCAGCCAACACGGUUUGGGAAGUUGUUACUCCGCUUGCCUUCCCUCCGCACAGUCUCUUCCUCGGUCAUAGAACAAUUAUUUUUCGUCCGAUUGGUAGGUAAAACCCCAAUUGAAACUCUCAUCAGGGAUAUGUUGCUUUCGGGGAGCAGUUUUAACUGGCCUUACAUGUCAAUUCAGUAAACCAAGAAGGAGACGAACAAACAAAA